Molecule: messenger RNA, 5145 nt
Organism: Struthio camelus australis
Lineage: Eukaryota; Metazoa; Chordata; Aves; Struthioniformes; Struthionidae
Source: RefSeq, a predicted model, not a curated record
CACUUCACCAUCCACUCAUCUAGCCUGCACUUCCUGAGCUUGCCUACGAGGACGUGAUGGGAGAUAGUGCCAAAAGCCUUGCUGAAGUCCAGAUUUCUGAGGGAAGAUGAAUUUAGCAGAGAUUUGUGAUAAUGCCAAGAAAGGAAGAGAAUAUGCACUCCUUGGGAAUUAUGACUCUUCAAUGGUAUAUUACCAGGGUGUCAUCCAGCAGAUCCAGAGACAUUGUCAGUCGAUCAGAGAUCCAGCAAUUAAGGGCAAAUGGCAACAGGUCCGACAAGAACUAGUGGAAGAAUAUGAGCAAGUUAAGAGCAUUGUCAACACUUUAGAGAGUUUUAAAAUGGACAGACCUGCAGACAUCCCUGUAUCCUGUCAAGAUGAGCCUUUUAGAGAUCCUGCUGUUUGGCCCCCUCCUGUUCCAGCUGAACACAGGGCCCCACCUCAGAUAAAACGUCCCAACCGAGAAGCAAAACCCUUGAGGAAAGAAUCACCAGGACUGCAGCCACGUGGGCCUGCGGGCAGAGCACACCCAGCAUCAAAAAGUGAGAAGUCUGCAAGUAGCCGUGAAAGGGAAUCUAGAGCUAGAGGAAGAGAUGACAAGGGAAAGAAAAUAACCCAGGAAGGUGCUGGUGAUGGGGAAAUUCCAAAAUUUGAUGGAGCAGGUUACGACAAAGAUUUGGUCGAAGCUCUUGAAAGGGACAUUGUGUCAAGGAAUCCAAGUAUUCAUUGGGAUGACAUAGCGGAUUUAGAAGAAGCCAAGAAAUUAUUAAGAGAAGCUGUCGUCCUUCCAAUGUGGAUGCCUGAUUUUUUCAAAGGGAUCAGAAGACCUUGGAAGGGUGUGCUGAUGGUUGGUCCUCCUGGCACUGGCAAAACAAUGUUAGCAAAAGCUGUUGCUACCGAAUGUGGAACAACAUUCUUCAAUGUCUCUUCCUCUACUCUGACAUCUAAAUACAGGGGAGAGUCUGAGAAGCUAGUCCGCCUCUUGUUUGAAAUGGCGAGAUUUUAUGCUCCAACAACAAUCUUCAUUGAUGAAAUAGAUUCCAUCUGCAGCCGCAGAGGCACAUCCGACGAACAUGAGGCGAGUCGCAGAGUCAAGUCAGAGCUGCUUGUGCAAAUGGACGGGGUGGGUGGUGCUUUGGAAAAUGAUGACCCUUCCAAAAUGGUUAUGGUAUUAGCAGCUACAAAUUUUCCCUGGGAUAUUGAUGAAGCUCUCCGAAGAAGACUGGAGAAGAGGAUUUAUAUACCUUUGCCCACAGCAAAAGGCAGAGCAGAACUACUUAAGAUUAAUCUUCGGGAAGUAGAACUGGAUCCUGAUAUCAGCCUUGAAGACAUUGCUGAGAAAAUUGAAGGAUAUUCCGGUGCUGACAUCACUAAUGUUUGCAGGGAUGCCUCUUUAAUGGCAAUGAGACGGCGUAUUAACGGCUUAACUCCAGAAGAGAUUCGAGCACUUUCUAAAGAGGAACUGCAGAUGCCGGUUACCAAGGGGGACUUUGAGCUGGCUCUGAAGAAAAUCUCCAAAUCUGUUUCUGCUGCAGACCUGGAAAAGUAUGAAAAAUGGAUGGCAGAGUUUGGAUCUGCUUAAUCUCAGUAACAGCUCUCUUUUGCUAGACUUUUACGGCUUUUGUUGUUUUCACUUGUAAAAUGAGUUAGAAAUCUUUUUAAAGAUUUAAUGAAAGGUCUGCCUUUACUCCCCCUCUCCCCCUCCCCCUUUCCUGUGACAAGAUCUCCUUUUAAAUUGCCUUUGCAUUUAAAGGGAAUGAGCACAGUAACAAACUUAUAUUAUAAAUGGUAUUUUAUGUCUGAAUAGUCAAAUUGGACAAACAGGAAGGGAAGAAUAAUACUUUUGAGGAUAAUGUUUUAUUUUCCCAGUGAAGAGCAGUGUUACUUAUCUCCUUAUAGUCAUCUUUUAUGACUGAAAUCAAUAAAUCAGGGGGUGUGACUGCAGAGGAGCUAACAAGGGCAUGCUGUUCCCCCUGCUCUUAAGAAGUGCUACAUUUGCGCUGAGCUGCUGACUCUGCCUGCCUUGAAUAUGGCAUCGAAGUUACUCUUCUCUGAUGUGAUUCUCUUUGCUUGAGUAUUCAGAGCAAAGCGUGUGGAUUGAUUGGCAUUAGAUAGAGGAAAUAAGGACUUGUUUUCAUCAAGACACGGGCUCAGCUCUCCUCUCUUGUACGUCCACUUGGCACUGAUGUCACUUCAGACUGGACUGGUGUUACCUGUGACUUCUCCUAAUGGAAAUGAGAGGAAAAGCAAAGGGCCUUGAUUACUUUCAGUCCAAUUUAUGCUUAAUGUCUAAACGUACUUUGUACCCAGUUUGACCAGUAGGCACUUUGACUUAAGUUACACCUUGCACUUUUAUGCUUAUGUAUCAUUCAAAUAUAUUUUGUCUGUGCAUUCUAGAUAUUAUUAUUAUUUAAGUACCAGAAAUUAAUACAGUAAAAACACUAAUAUCAAGGCUGUCCUUCAAACAGAUGGCUGUGGACUGCCAGUCCUGAUUAGGCAUAAAUUCUUUCUUAGCUUUAAUAGACAAUGGAAUUUGUACUUGUUUAUGUUUUAGAACUGUUUACAAUUCAUUUUUUUAAUGAAGAUUUCUUAAAAAUAUGUAACUGUGUAAUUGAUUUUUGGAAAAUGAUCUGUAUGAUCUCAUUUCUGUUCUCACCUGUUUCUUCCCCGCCAAUCCUAAAUAGAAGCGCAAGCGUAGGGAUAAGAAGGGCUGGGUUAUGAACUGUGGCAUGAGAAAUCCUCUCGCCAUAGCAUAGCUGCCAGGCUGGCAGCGUGACUGUUUCACACGCUCUAGCAGCGAGUCUGACAUACAGAGGUUCUCCUACUAGGAAUAAAAAGGAAAGGCCAGAUUUACAAAGAAAUACGCGGUCUGGAAUUCUCAGUGAUUUCCUGGGCUAGGCUCUGAGUAUCUCGGUGACCUAAAGGGGCUAUGCAGUUCAGGAGCUAUUCUGCCCUUGGCCUCUCCGCUGAGAUGCUAGUGACGUCACCAGGUGUGGUAAAGCGGCGUAAGAAACGGAUCUUUUUCCCAAAGUGAGCCAAGGAUUCAGAACUGUCCACCUCCUCUUGAAUGGGAGCGUAUCCUUACUGCUUCUUUUUGCUCGUUCUUGAAACUUGCAAAUAACGUCAAUAAUUCAUCACACUGGUCUGAGCACCUUUUAGGUAUGAAGUGUGAACCAUUAAGGUAAAUGCUGCUCUGGUGUGUCUUCUGUUCAAUAGCAAGGACUGUCAGGAUAUGAACUUGACAACACUGCAGCAUCUAUCAUAUUACGUGGGCUACAUUUGCAAUUGUUUUACCAUCAGUUCCCUGUCUGUCAGUAUUUCUUUUUUCUUCUUUUUAUAUGAAGAACACAUCUUGGAUUGAUCCUGUCAUUUUAUAGGGCUGCCCCAAUUUGCAUGGAGAAACAUCAGGGAGAUUAAUGUCAUCAUGGACAUUCUGUCAGGCUUUUAUUUGACAUGAAACUCAGUUGGGACUGUAGAAGCAUGUUUCCAUGUGGCACUCUAGGAAAAAAGCCUUUUGGGAUUAGUUGAGACGCACAGCUGCUGUUCAUAUUUUUCCAAAGAAUACAGUAUCUCUAUUGGCUAGCAUUAGGCCUUGUUACACUCAAGGACAGGGGAGGUUAACCCAGGAAGAACAUCAGCUUUUAGCCUUUUCAUCUAUGGGGAGAAUAAAAACUGCAGUUCCUUCCUUCCUGACCAGUUCGUGUUACCUAGGUACGGUAGAGCCCUUGAGGUUCACAACACCUUGGCUGUGAGACUUAAGUGGAACAGUGCUCUCUACACUGGAAGAUGAGCAAGCAGAAGCUGUGUUGACUCUUUAUACUUCAUGGAUAAAUUCCUUUAAGGGCUAGUCUGUUCAUCCUAGGAAAUAACUGGACCUUUAUAGAGAGAAAGCUUUAAAAACAUUGCCACAGUCUGUCAUUUCCUCCUCAUGAAAGCUGUAGACUACAGCUGUUAUUGUUUUUUUUUGUUUGUUUUACUGCAGUAGAAAUUAGUAAAACUACGAGAUUCUUUUGUGACCAACAUUAGAGUAGCAGCUCUGGGUCUCUCCCCUAGCCCACUGGGGAGACUGUUGCUGGCUGAGGAGCUUUCACUCUACUCAGACAAGCUCUGGAAGGGAACAGACGUGGAAUCCCAAUAACUCGUUCCAUUUGGCUGCCCAGGAGCAGUGCUGGGAUUCAGCAGCGUCACCUACUUAGAAAGGUGUAAGCAUCAGUUUUCUCAGUUUCAUGUUGCAAGCAGCAGCGCACCUUCUGCUGAUGAAAGUACAGUGUUUAGCAAAAAUGUCAUUCCUUGGCUCUUUGAUAAACCUUCUACCUUAAAGGGUUAAGCUAUCCUCUUGCAUGUAGUGGGAACUGUUCAGGCACUGCAGUCUUUUACUCUCAAGGUAAUGAUCUUUACCCGAAAUGGGUUUUUCUCUAUAGGUCCAUUCAUCCUCUACUGCUGCAAAACAGAAAAGUCAAAGUUUGCAGACCACAGAUCUUUGUAUGUACAACAGUUGUGCCCAAGCAUUGCAGCCAUGGCUCGGGCCCCACUAGAGCGGGCACUCCACGAGACAAAGACCGUCCCUGCCCUGCUGAGACUUUUCAGCGUUGGGAGCUGAUGGUAUAUGCUGACCCUUACAGCUUUGCCAAGACACGUAUAUGCACUCAUCUAGAUGGGCUUGCAGGUUGGGUUAUAAACUCAAGAGGGGAGCCAAUGGAGGGGUCUAACAAGGAGCGACCAGGGAAGGAAGGCCAGGCUAACAGCAGUAGCAACUCAAGGCCCCAAGGAUGAGCCUACAGGUCAGUGAGCAGCGUACAUCCAAUUUAUUCCCCCGGGGGAAACCCUAGUUUAGGGAUGUUUGAAUCAUCAGCAUGCAACGUACUAACGUGUCACAGCCUGCUGCAACAAUUUGUUUGGUCUAUGUCUAUGUGUGUAUGGAGAUACAUAUAUAUGUGUGUGUCUAUAUAUGCAUGCACACACACUGUUCAGUAUGUGGUGCUUCAGUAGUUUGUACCUAAAUUACUCUAAAACAUAUUUUAAAGCUGUGUUUUGGUGUCUCUUUCUAAACAUUUGUAAAUACUCUCUUGGGUGGCCCUGUUAAUUUUUGUACAAUAAGCAAAUCGGUUGUAUGAAGUAAUAAAUGUAUGUGUAGAGUUUUUGUGUUUC